Messenger RNA from Ictalurus punctatus (channel catfish), 2589 nucleotides. RefSeq lists its product as uncharacterized. The transcript is spliced from 5 exons. NCBI's taxonomy places the organism in Eukaryota, Metazoa, Chordata, Actinopteri, Siluriformes, Ictaluridae. The record is from RefSeq and is a predicted model, not a curated record. The coding region runs from base 92 to 1072 and encodes 326 amino acids.
AUGUUUACGGUGAAAAAGGUCAGUUGAAACCUCAGGUGGGACUGAUUACAUCCUGUUUCUGAGGACUGCAUACAGACAAAACAUUUACACAAUGAGGGUCCUAUACCUACUGCUUAUAUUUCAGGUUCAUGCCCAGAUGCAGUGUGAUAAAACCAGCAUCCAUACCACAAUUGGGAGAGAGAUGAAUGUUGUCUGCAGUUACACUGACAAUAGGUUUCUAUUCAGUAAGAAGUACUGGUGCCUUGGGGAGUCCAGAAGCACUUGUGAGGUAUUGAUGGAUACAGAUGGAUUCACAAUAGCAUGGCUAAGGAAAAAAGCAAGGAUAUAUGAAACAAGGUUCAGAACCUUUCACAUCCACAUGACAGGACUCCAGCUGGAGGACACUGGAAUCUACUGGGCUGCCAUUGACAAAAUAUAUGCUGAUAUCAUGUUUAGGAUAAAAGUCGUGGUAACAGAAGAAGCGGUGAGCAGACCCCAAGUUCGGUUAGAUGUCUCGCCUGUGGGGACGUGCCAGGGACAGUCAGUGCUCUUGCAUUGCAGAACUGAGAGAGGCACCAAUGUGAAGUAUAGCUGGUCCAGGGAGGCCCAAACUCAAGAUGUUCUUUUACAAAGCUCCGCUGAUCUUCAAAUCCACUGUGCUUUUCUCAUCGAGGACGCUCAGUACAUCUGUUCGGCUCAGAACGCCGUGAGCAGAGAACAAAGUAAACCCAUUUCCCUUCACCUUCUCCAGGCUGGACAGGAGAACUGCAUAUAUUCACUCACGUCUGAUGAGCUUGAAAGUUAUGACUGCAGGACAACGACAGCAUCUCCAGUGAUAAGCACUAGCACUUCGGUGGAGUUUUCAAGCUCAGAGUUUUUCACGCAGAACAGUUCAGGUGGAAAUCAGUCAUUUUGUCGAAAUCAAACCCAUAACUGCGAUGAAAACUUCUAUCACAGGUCAUGGUCAGGAAUGCCACUGUGGUAUAACAUUGUCCGCUGGCUUCUCUUCGUUGCUAUGAUCACCACCUUUGGAGUGUUGCGCUCAUGCACGCAGACCAGCAGAGUGGCUUGCAAACACCACAACCAUAUCUGAUGAUGGAAAAUAUUGCUUUAGUUUCACCAGUGUAGUUUAGCCCUCUUCCUUUUUAUAGGCCCUUUUCUUUCUUUCUUUCUUUCUUUCUUUCUUUCUUUCUUUCUUUCCACAAAUGUCACUGUCUGGCUUACCUCUCUAGUGCACAAUGUUGCUGUAUCUUGAUAUACCAUUUAUUUCUGAACAUUUAAAGAAAACUUUUUCACUGAUUUGCUUUUUUUUAGUGGCAUAUGAUACUUAAAUCUCCCACAGUUCUCCUCUUUCCUAUCAUUUUGAGCCACCACUGCAAACGUCUGGUAUUCAUCAAUAAUCUGUAUAUAAAAUAAAUGAAGAAAUGAAAAAGGGAGGGGGGACGGGGACUCAGUGGUGGCUUAGUGGUUAGGACUUUGGGCUGCUGAUUGAAAUGCCAAGCUGCUUCUGUUGGGCCCUUGGGCAAGGCCCUUAACUUUCAUCUGCUCUCCGCAACUCUAAGUCAUUUUUUAUAAAAGUGUCUCCCAAAUUAGUAAAUGUUAAACUUAUUAAAGUUUUGGCACCGGGCACUGUUUAAAUGUUGUUUUUGUAAAAUAUAAAUGCUGUCAUACAGCAACACUGUGCGAUAAAGGACUCACAGCCAGUGCCGGUCCUGGCCCAUUUGGUGCUCUAGGCAAGAUUUGUCCCCAUAAAAUAAUAAAACAAAACUAAUUUUUCAAAAUAAAUAGCCACCGUGGACAGGCAUAACCAUAAAAAAGAACAUAAACACAAAUUUUCCUCAUUAUAUGCUCAAUACAAAGGAAGUGCUAAGAUUGUUUUAAAUAAAAAAUGAAUAAUAAACAUAAAUAACACUACAAAAAUAAGAAUGCAGUAUAUACUGUAAUUUAAGCAAUAUAAGUCUUACUAAUAAGUAAUAAUUAUUAGUAAUAAUCAUCUUUAGUAUCUAAAUAUAUUAGGGGAGACUGCCUGGGGUGGGGUUUGUUGUUGGCACAAAUUAUCAGGGUGUAUGACUUCAUGGACUGAACAGGUUUGAACAUUCAGAUACUGCACAUCUGUACCAGCAUCUUAUUAUGGAAGCAAACAUCAAUCCAUGGUGUGCUUAACCAUUAAGAGUUGGACAGAAGUUAACCAAUCCUGGUCGUCAUUGUAAAGCCAUUAUCUAAAUGAUAUAACCACAAAAAUUACAAAUCAUAUAGAAACUGUAAUAAGCUUACUAUUGUUUUUGUUUUGUCUUUCCACACUUUUCCUCUUCUUUUUCUUUUUUCGAAAUUGAACUCCUGAUGGUUUUUUGUCACUUCAUUUUGCAUAUCAGCUGACAAUCUUGACUGCUACUGCCAGAAAUACGUCAGCAGCAUUAGCAUAGAAAUGAUGCCAUGAUCACUAAAUCAUCAUCACUGACACUCACACACAUACUCCACAGUCACACAGACACACCAGCAGUGAUGACUGAUAAGUAUGAUGCACUUUUUGAUUGUAUUAAAAAUAAAUAAAUAAAUAAAUAAAUAAAUAAAUAAAUAAAUAAAUAAAAACACCGGUGAUGAGUGUCCUGU